This is a messenger RNA of Anneissia japonica, 857 nucleotides long. RefSeq names its product tudor and KH domain-containing protein-like. The annotation marks the transcript as partial. The transcript has 5 exons. The record is from RefSeq and is a predicted model, not a curated record. Gene Ontology annotation, cellular component: nucleus; cytoplasm. Gene Ontology annotation, molecular function: mRNA binding. NCBI's taxonomy places the organism in Eukaryota, Metazoa, Echinodermata, Crinoidea, Comatulida, Comatulidae. Gene Ontology annotation, biological process: regulation of gene expression.
AAGAUGAUUUUCCAGAAAACACAUCAAAGAGUGUUGCAUCGGGGCAGCAGACAGUUAUAGAAAUAAAAGUUCCGGACAGAUGUGCUUCAUUUAUUAUUGGUAGAGAUGGGGCAAACAUCAGACAGCUGCAAGCAGAUACGGGAGCUAAGAUCAACUUCCAAGAUCGAGAACAGAAGGGGCAGGAGGAGAGGGGCAGCAGUCGUAUUGUGAAAAUAAGGGGAAAACUAGAAAACGUUUUAUUAGCUGAAAGACUCGUUCGCAAGUGUAUUGAAUCUGCACCAAUCAUUAACACAGUUGAGAUUCUAAUUCCACAAAAAUAUAUUGGAAAAAUUAUAGGCCGUAGCGGUAAAAAUAUACGCAGCUUGACUCAGAUGAGUCAAGCGAAGAUCACAAUUCAAAGAGAUGAAGAUGAUAACAGAAUGCAAACACAAAUAUGCACAAUAAUUGGAACAGAUGAACAAAUAGCAUUUGCAAAGUCGUUAAUUGAUGAAGAGAUACGAAACGAGGAUGAGUAUAUCAAACGCAGAGAACUAGCCUCUCAGGACCGAAAACCACGCGGUAGCAAAGUAAACAGUCCCGCUGACGACGUCAACUACAAGUUAGACCAACCUGUUAAACAACCAAAGAGUGUAAUGUCACCUGAACCAGACUCACGCUUGAUGCCAUUACCAGAUCACAGUGAUUAUUUUGCAAUCUUUGUCUCGGCUGUGGAACAUCCCGGUCACUUUUGGAUACAGAUUCUUGGCAGUCCCAGCAAGGCCCUCGACCUAGACAUCCUUAUGCAAUCAAUGACCGAAUAUUUUUCCAAGGGGGUCGAUAAUGAGGUGAGCCAGAUUUUCUAAAUGAUAACUUGUUUG